Molecule: messenger RNA, 1268 nt
Organism: Sinocyclocheilus grahami
Lineage: Eukaryota; Metazoa; Chordata; Actinopteri; Cypriniformes; Cyprinidae
Gene: hykk.2
Product: hydroxylysine kinase, tandem duplicate 2
Exons: 5
Coding region: 93-1160 (355 amino acids)
Molecular function (GO): amino acid kinase activity
Source: RefSeq, a predicted model, not a curated record
UUUCUUGUGACGUAAUGACGUUCCUCACGUCAGCGACAGCACACGCUUCAAACGCCAUUUGACCGAGCAGCAGUGCAGCGACGUUCCUCACCAUGUCAACAAAAGACUCAAAGCCAAAUCUCAGCCAUUCCCAGGUUACGGAGAUUAUCAGGCGGCUCUAUGGCUGGACCGUGUCCGUCAUUCGCCCGCUGCCCAGUUACGAUGAUCAGAACUUUUACGUGGCCCCCAGUGAGGGUGGAGAAUAUGUGCUGAAGGCUAUGAACUCUGCAGACAGUCACAACAUCACUCUUAUUGAGCUGCAGACUCACACCAUGAACUUCUUACACCAGAGAGGCCUUCCUGCCCAGACCGCUUUGCCCACUCUGACCGGCAAACUCAUGAGCUUGGAAGAAUUUGAUUGUGGUUUUGGCCCGCAGAAAUAUUUAGUGCGUUUACUUACCUACCUGCCUGGCACUACUGUAGCCAAAAUUACCUGCAGUCCUCAGAUCUUGUAUGAUGUUGGGAAAAUGGCCGCCACCUUGGAUACAGUUUUACUGCAAAUGGAGCAUCCAAACAUCAGUGUCCUUCAGAGAGCAGAUUUUAUAUGGAAUCUCACCAGCGUUCCUCUCUUAAACCAGUAUAUUCAUGUGAUGGAUGGGGAUCCCGUACAAAAUGUUGUUAAAGCCGUGAUAAAGCAGUACCAGAUCCAAGUCGUGACAAAACUACCAUUGUUUCGCAAGUGCAUUAACCAUGGAGACUUUAACGACCACAAUCUCUUGGUGAAACCCGAUGGACCCUCAAAAUACCAGAUCUCUGGGAUUCUUGAUUUUGGAGACAUGAGCUGUGGGUAUUUCAUAUUUGAGCUGGCCAUCACCAUCAUGUACAUGAUGAUUGAAAAUCCCAAUCCGGUAGACGUCGGAGGGCCAGUGGUGGCGGGAUGGGAAAGCGUUUUUCCUCUCAACGAGGCAGAAAGAGACUCGCUCUAUUUGCUGGUUCUCUGUCGGUUCUGCCAGUCCCUGGUUUUGGCCCGGAACGCUGUGAUCCAGCAGCCAGAGAAUGAGGAGUACUUGAUGAUCACCGCCAGAACAGGAGUGCGCCAUCUCUGCCGUCUUUGGGAGCUGGGUAAAGAGGAAGUGGAAAGAAUAUGGUUCCAGAGUGCUGCACAGUUCAGUCAACCUUGAGUUGAGUGACUGCAUGCUUAAAAAUUAUAUGCAAUAAACUGGGAUGCAUUGAAGAUAUAGUUCAGCCAAAAAUUUGAACCACAACUUGAAAUAAUGAAAGUCAUUGGG